This is a messenger RNA of Anastrepha ludens (Mexican fruit fly), 5201 nucleotides long. RefSeq lists its product as uncharacterized. Lineage: Eukaryota; Metazoa; Arthropoda; Insecta; Diptera; Tephritidae. Gene Ontology annotation, cellular component: external side of plasma membrane; signaling receptor complex. Gene Ontology annotation, biological process: nervous system development. Gene Ontology annotation, molecular function: signaling receptor activity. The transcript has 18 exons. The annotation marks the transcript as partial. The record is from RefSeq and is a predicted model, not a curated record.
UCAGGUUCAAACAUAAAGGUUGCGUCCGCGAUACUCAAUUGUAUUUUGGCGCGGCAGUUAUGUUUCGAAGAUCCAUCGUGUUCGGCUAUCUUAGAAAUAAUACCCAGAGUAUGUGGGCCUAUACCAGUUUCAUGCAGUACAGUUACUGUGACAAAAUGUCAAGCUGCCUUAAGGACACUACAAGCCUUUCAGUUCUUUCGUCCAACCUGCCUUUGCAAAGAACCCGGCAUGGAUCCGGAUUGUAAUCAUUUUCGUGAUUUCCUAUUCGACCAUCCAUGCGGAUUUGUGCUAAAGAAAGCCGAAAAGGAUCCAUAUCCCAUAGAUGCAUUGCCGACGUGCAAUCACGCACUGUCUGUAUGCCAGCAGGAGCGCAAAUGCCUGAAGCUCUUCGAGGAUUUUAAAGCGCAUUGUAAAGUGAGAGACAAUAAGUGCAAAAUGGAGAACAGAGAUGCAUGUCACGAUUCGUGGACGAAUUUACGCCUCUCGCCCAUGUUCGGCUGUAUCUGUCCGAAUAAUCAUAUGAAAAAACGCUGUGAUCGUAUAUUUAAUAUUGUAAAUCACAAUCCGUGUGUGGAUAGAUUAAUAUUCUUCCCGGAUGGUGCCAUACCGAAAUUCAAGCAAAAACAAAAGCAACACCACAACCGGACAACUGCAACAUCCUCGUCAUCAUCAUCAUCCUCAUCGAUAGCCGCUAAUGCCACGAUUGGUAACCAGCUCUCGAAUAGUAUAGCAGCGGACGAGGAGGAGGAGGAUGAUUACGAUGAUCGCAUACGCGCUGAAAUCUAUUCAAAUUAUCCGCAUUACCUGCACCCGCCAUCGUGGGGUCUCAACAAUCCGCUAGUAUUGGCCUCACACUCUCCGCACACGUACGACGAUGAAGAUGAAUCGCUAUUGGAGAUACCCGAACAAAAGCAACAAUGGCAGCGCCAACAAAUGGCGGCGCAUAAGGUGGACAAAACCGGGCGGCGUAACAAUGAGGGCAGCAAUAGUGGCACGGGCAUGGAUGGUGAUGAUGUUGUGGUACGUUUGGACACGGAUAGCACUGGUCGUCACUUUUCUGGUCUUGAUGCCGGUGUUGGUGUUGGUUUUGGUUUCGGUUCGUCCGGUGUGCUUGAUGAGUCCAUAACUGAGCAUAGCAGCAGCAGCGGCGGCGGCGGCGGCGGCGGCGGGGGCAGCAGUAUCAUCAAUAGUAAUAGCAAUCACGGCACGCACCGCAUGCACGAGUUUGUAGAUGGUUUCACUUUUACCACAUCACCGGCAACUGCAUCAGCACCAGAGUCUGCACUUCCGGCACCACCACCAACGCACCUGCACCACAACAAAAAGCACCAAAAAACUGCAAUUUCAAGCACAAAUUCGCACAAAAGUAUUCAUCCUAGCGACGAAUUAACCACCGGCAGAGAUAAAUUAUCCCACCGUUCGCGCACCUACAAAGGUGAUAGCAUGGAUGAGAGAGUCAGAAUAAUGGGCAUGGACGAGAAAUUGCAUCUGAAAAUGUUCGAAGAUAAUUUGGCGCUCAUUGAUACGCCACUCAUAGCGACAGCGACAAGCACUCACUACCCGGGCACGGUGUCCACCUCAAUGCAUUCGCUGCACGGCAUACUCUUGUACCCGUUCAAUGUGAGCGAUUUUCAGCAGCGUCACGUCGCGCCAGCUGGACAUGAGUCCAGCGCAUUGGAUGUCAUCGACACGGCCAACUCGUACGGCUACGCUCAGGGCAAUGGACAUAGCAGCGGUCAUGGCCACAGUCACGGCAGUGGUGGCGCUGUUUACUAUCAAAGUGGUCAGGAUGUUGAAGUAGACCUCUCAACGGAAAUAAUCAAGCAACACUUUCAGAGUACCUGCCACACAGCAUUGGAUACAUGUCGGGAGGAUGCGUCAUGCUCGUCGUCCUUGCAGCCUAUGUUGAUGCAUUGUGAAAUGCACCGUUGCAAUCGCAAUGCAUGCAUGACAUCACUGCAAGCCUUUUACAAAGGUCCGCACGAGGACUUGAAUUUGGACAUUGCCUUCUGCCUCUGCAAAAAAACAACGAAUCGUCACGACAUGUGCAUGAUUGCACAGGAAAAACUCCAUCCAACUUGUGCACAAAGGCCAGCCGAUAACAGUAAUCAGCAGGGUUCAAAUGGCAUAUACUACCACCCGCCACCGUCCUGCCAUUCGGUGGCCGAAAACUGUAAAGAGGACCGUGAGUGCAGGCUCAAAUUGGAGUACUACGAACAGGCCUGUGCGGUGGAUAGUGUGACAAAGAAAUGCGCCGGACGACCCAGUGGCUGUCGCACGGCUAUGAUUGGUAUACUUGGUACAAUGUUGCGCACAACCUGCGCCUGUCAGGGCUCCGAUCCGCAAUACCUCUAUCAGUGUGUGGGCUGGCGGCGCUUACUCUGGCUUAAUCCAUGUGUUGUUGAGGCUCAAAAAGAUUUUCACAUGAAGCGUCUAGCUGAAUUGGGUUAUCUAACGACUACAACAACUACAACCACAACGACCACGACAACAACAACACGCGCACCGCCGCCACCUCCACCACCCCCCGUAUUGACAACAGUUACCACAACAACAACACACCGUCAGCCACCAACAUCGCCAAGGCAGACAUCACGAAAACAGGCGACGCACAUCUUUCGUGGAUAUCCGCCAAAGGGAAAAUCGGAACCCACAUCCAUGGAGGACAAUUAUAUCGAGCAGCCAGAUUCGAUACCCUUGCAUAGCGGAAAUGAGGAAAACGGAAAUGCCGGAAAUGGCGAUUAUCAUAGCGGGAAAGGCAAAAGCAACGGCAACGGCAAUGGGGGCAAUGGCGGCAAUGGUAAUGGAAAUGGCAGAAGUAACGCCAAUGGUAACGGUGGAAAUGGCGCUGGUAGCGCUACCAGUGCGACUGUCAAUGCGGCGCGCCACGGCAAAAAUGGCAAAAAUAAUAAAAAUGGCAAGAACUCCAAGCACAACAACAACAACAGCGGCAAUGGAAAUGGAAAUGUUAAUGGAAACGGCAGCAAUGGUGGUGGUCAUGGCGCUGGUGCUGGGGCUGUUUACAAAAACGGCCACGACAGUAACAACCAUGUCGCUACAGCGGAAGCAACAGACGCUGACGCCGCCGUUGGCGCAGCUCAUGGUAAUGGAAAAGAUUUUGGCGAUUUCGAUGAUCAGCUGAUUUUAGUGGAACAAAUUCAAACAACCGAAUAUGCGGACAACAGUGCAACGGAAUCAACGGUCACAACGACCACAACAGCGGCGACUACAACAACAACGCAAGCACCAAGAAAUUGCGUUGUUCAGCGUCCACAUCAAUCAGAUCAGUUAAUACGCGAAGGAUCCAGCAAGCGGAUCUACUCUUUAGACGAUGCAGAAUGCAGUGAACUGUGCAGUUGUGGUGAAUCACUAACACUCACCUGUCAUGCGCUCUGCGUGCCCUUUGCGCCCUGCCGCACCGCAUUGGCCUUCUACAGUCAUGCAUCGCCCGCUUAUCAGGCAUUCCGUGGACGUUGCCUCUGCUAUUCGGGUCGCUUUAUUUGCAUGAAGCCACCCUUGGGCGAAUAUACGUUGCCAGGCGGCGUCUUUCUUCUACUUGGCUACAGCUCAGCCGACGAGGCGCUUCUGCGUCCACAUACCAAUCUCGGCGUGCAGGAUGCUGUGAGAGCGUUGCAGCAGUACGUUAGUACACACAUAGACAACCAGACUCAAUGUACUCUAACGCUCUUCAACAUGACCGAUGAGAAUAUCAUAAUUGCCGCUCGUCUGCCACACGAUGCUAAACUCAAAGCCAUUGAACUGCUUGGUAAAGAGAAGGAUGAAUGCACUUCUAUUCUGAAAACCAUCAGCCAUCAUAUCAACACCGAGCAUCACGAAUUGCAAUCCCACCGACUAUUGAGCAUUUUCAAAAUGUCCGAAGUCGAAGUAGUUUGGCCGGAAAGUAGUCAAGCAGCCGCACAGCUGCACAAUGGACCCACAACGUUCCUCAUGCCACUGGCGCUAUUGGUGUCCAUCAUUACAACGGCGCUGCUAAGUGAUGGACCCGACUCGCUGUUAAGAGGUGUGUGGCGCAGUGAAGGAUUCACGCCAACAACAUGACCCAUAGCACAAACGUAAUCGCAAGUAAGAAAUAUGAUAAAUAUUCGUAUAAACCUACAAAAUUAUUAUAUAUAAAUAUAAUAUAUAUGACUAAUAUUUGUACAUGCAUAAAUCGGAUAUAAGGAAAGAAAGUAAUACUCAAAGCAAAAACAAAACAAAAAAUUAAAGAAAAUAGAAAAACCAAAAAGUGUACCAAAGCAAAGCUACAACUGAUUAGUAAAUUAGUUAAUAUACAUUCGUGAAAUACAAAAAUGUUAAACAAACUUAAUUAUAAUUAACAAUAAAACGGCGCAUAGACAUAGAAGAAUGCAUGCACACUCACACAUGCAAACAUAAACUACUACAUAUACGCAAAUAUGAGAAUAUGAAAAGAAAAUAUGCUUGCAAACACAUUAAAUGAAGAUUUGUACGUGGCUUUAGGUUAAUCGGUGUGUAAGUAAACAAAUGUUGCGCGUUUGAGCAUGUGUAUGUACACAUGUAUAUGUAUAGUAAGACAUAAGACAAGAAUAAUACAAAAACGUUGUUUAGAGUGGCGUACCUACAUAAGAAUAUAUGCGAGGCCCAUAUGAAUAAUAUUCGUAUAAGGGCGUGGGCUAAAUUAAUGGCUACUGGUGGUUGAUUCACAUUAUUUAGUUAAGAUUGAUAGUCUAAGGCAGUUGAAAACUGAAACACAACAACACACAUACACAAAUACAUAUCUAUUGUACAUUAAAACAUAUAUCAUCAAUUAUUUGUGUCGGAUUUAGUACAAUUUUCUUGUUAAAAUAAAAUUUUUGUUAUUUCCAAACUUUCUUAUUUUCCUAGCAGAAUAUUUAUAUAUAUAAUAACAAUGCUGGCAGCGUCGCUUUCUAGUCCCUUUCUUCUAGUGGCAGUUUAUUUAUUUAUUUAUUUUUUAGUAAAUCUAUAAAUCUGCAUAGCAGUUCUAGCCCACUCCAAUAGUAAUGGCGAGCCAAGUGCCCCAUUUACAAUAACAAAAGAAAGCAAAUUGAGGGUGUACUUCUUCUACAGUUUUGUAACGAUUUUAAAAUUAGUAAUGCACACCUUGCAUGAUAUGAAGGAAUCGGUCGAAGGAAUAGUCGAAUUGAAAUGACUAAUAAACUGAAAAAUGGAAUCAAAUAUUACGCCCAAAUCAGUCAUUUCAU